This is a messenger RNA of Suncus etruscus (white-toothed pygmy shrew), 687 nucleotides long. RefSeq names its product COMM domain containing 8 (gene COMMD8). The transcript is spliced from 5 exons. NCBI's taxonomy places the organism in Eukaryota, Metazoa, Chordata, Mammalia, Eulipotyphla, Soricidae. The coding region runs from base 53 to 604 and encodes 183 amino acids. The record is from RefSeq and is a predicted model, not a curated record.
GGAAGAGGCGCUUGGCCUGGUCACGUGACUCCGGAUCCAGCUCUGCCCCACUAUGGAGCUGGAAGAGGGGUCACCCUUGUGGCGGCUGCAGAAGCUUCCAGCAGAGCUGGGUCCGAAGUUACUCCAUAAAGUGAUUGAUGGCAUGUGUGGCCGAACUUCUCCUCUCUACCAAGAUUACCAAAAUGUCUGGGAUUCAGCAGAAUGGAUGCAUGUUCUAGAAGAUAUUACUAAAUUUUUCAAAGUUGUAGUUGGGAAAAAUUUAACUGAUGAAGAGAUACUUCAGCAGUUGAAUCAGUUGAAUUCAUUUCAUCAAGAAACUGUCAUGAAAUGCUUGAAAAGUAGAAAGCCUGAAAUCAAACAGACUCUGUUACAAGAAAUUGUGGAUAUUUCUUCUGCACAGCUACAGGAUUUUGAUUGGCAAUUAAAGCUUGCUCUUUCUAGUGACAAGAUUGCUGCAUUACAAAUGCCACUUUUAAACCUUCAUCUCGAUGUUAAAGAAAAUGGAGAAGUCAAACCAUAUUCUGUUGAAAUGAAUAAAGAAGAAUUGCAGAAUCUAAUAAAUUCCUUGGAAGCAGCUAAUAAGGUGGUUCAGCAGUUAAAAUAACUAGAAAUGAGUUCCAACUCUAGUGAAUUCACUGCUUUAUUCACUGCUACAUUUACUGAUAUGCAGAAUGAAACUCAGAAAAC